Messenger RNA from Charadrius vociferus (killdeer), 1575 nucleotides. RefSeq names its product t-complex 11, testis-specific-like 2 (gene TCP11L2). The record is from RefSeq and is a predicted model, not a curated record. Gene Ontology annotation, biological process: signal transduction. Bases 1 to 1575 code for a protein of 524 amino acids. The transcript has 10 exons. Lineage: Eukaryota; Metazoa; Chordata; Aves; Charadriiformes; Charadriidae.
AUGCCUCUCAACGAUGACCAGAACAGUGAUUCAGAUUCUUCACGCCUCUCUGAAAGCACAGCUUCUUCUAGCGACUCUGAAUAUUCAAGACAGAGCUUUAACAGUGAUUCUUCAAGCAAACCCAGUUCCCCAGCGUCAGCAAGCCCUCCCAAGGUUAUUACGUUUGAUGAACUGAUGGCAGCUGCAAAAAAUUUGACAGACUUGACUCUAGCUCAUGAAAUUGCUGUAAAUGCAAAUUUUUGCAUAAAACAUGAAGACUUCCCGCAGAACAGCUUUGCAGGCACAGUGAAACAAAUUGUACACAAGGCAUUUUGGGAUCAUUUGGAAUCAGAACUGAACGAAGAUCCUCCAGAAUAUGAACAUGCUAUCAAGCUCUUUGAGGAAAUUAAGGAGAUUCUUCUUUCCUUCCUGACUCCUGGAGCAAAUAGGAUUCAAAAUCAAAUUUGUGAAGUUCUAGAUACAGAUCUUAUAAGACAGCAGGCGGAACAUAAUGCUGUUGAUAUUCAUGGGCUAGCUAACUAUAUCAUCAACACUAUGGGAAAGUUAUGUGCUCCAAUAAGAGACAACGAUAUAAAACAGUUAAAAGCAACUGACAAUAUUGUAGAAUUACUGAGACAAAUAUUCCGUGUUUUGGACCUGAUGAAAGUGGAUAUGGCUAAUUACACAAUUCAAAACCUUAGGCCAUACCUUCAGCGUAAUUUGGUGGACUACGAAAGAACAAAAUUCCAGGAAAUCCUUGAAGAAACACCAAGUGCCCUGGAUCUCACAACAGAAUGGAUAAAGGAAUCAAUAGAAGAUGAAUUGUCAUCUGUUUCUGAUGAAUCUUCGUCAUCCCCUGGUGCUGAUAGUAGUUCCAAACGAAUUAUUAGUCCUACCCUGGUGCUAAACAACGGCUACUUGAAACUGUUACAAUGGGAUUAUCACAAAACAAUUCCAGAGACUCUAAUAACAGAUGAAGUUCGUCUUCAGGAGUUGAGAGAAAAGCUCAAUCAAUUAAAAAUCAUAGCUUGUGUUUGUCUCAUAACAAACAAUAUGGUGGGUGCAGCAAUUGUAGAUGUGCCUGAUUUUGCUGACCAACUGAAAAGGAUCUCUAUUCCUCUUCUUGAAGGCAUGAACAAGAAAACUUUCGAUUUGAAGGAGGCUUUGAAUGCUAUUGGUGUCCAGAUUUGCAGCAAAGUGAACAGGUCUCUAGCUGAAAGAGGUCUUCCCACUCUUAGUGAAGAAAUGCAAAGUAAUUUAAUGGGUCAAAUUGCUCAUAUUGUUGAGGACAACAAUCCUGUCAGUUCCUUGAUUGGUUAUAAAAUACCGGGUCAACUAAGAGUAAGGAAAUGUUGUUUACCUAUAGAUGGUGUUCUUGAUACACUGCAGAGCAUGAGUUUUCAGAAGUGUAUGCCUGCUAUGCCAGGAGGCCUUUCUGUGAUUCAGACGGAGAUGGAGUUUGUUGGAUCUCAGUAUGCGAGCAUUGUAAACUUUAACAAACAAGUGUAUGGACCAUUCUAUGCAAACAUACUUAGAAAACUACUUUUUCCUGAGGCAGCAAUGGGGAAAGAAGAAACAGAAACACCUACCAAUUAA